Messenger RNA from Ornithodoros turicata, 1314 nucleotides. RefSeq names its product small ribosomal subunit protein mS31-like (gene mRpS31). Gene Ontology annotation, molecular function: structural constituent of ribosome. Gene Ontology annotation, cellular component: mitochondrial small ribosomal subunit. The coding region runs from base 68 to 1210 and encodes 380 amino acids. The record is from RefSeq and is a predicted model, not a curated record. Lineage: Eukaryota; Metazoa; Arthropoda; Arachnida; Ixodida; Argasidae. The transcript is spliced from 8 exons.
UCGGAAGUACGCCUGAUUGCCUGUAUCAAAAGCAAAUCAAAAGGGACAGCACCACACUUGAGGAAUCAUGGCUGCGCCCAUAUGCAUACCAAUGACUAUAGUUCACAGGUUUUUCUCGGGCUCGUUGAAGUCUAGCCUGCGACCCACCAGUGUCGCACGACGAAACUUGUACAAAUAUUUCUCCUCCGUUUCUUCCUCGUCAUCAUCAUCGUCAGAUUCUUCGGACUCUUCAGACUCUGAUCGGGAUGAACCUGCAAGCAGCAAAAGAGAGGCUGCACUGGACAAACUGAAGCUUUUGAUUACCGACAUGAAGAUCGAGUCUGUACCAAGUUCGGAUUCUUCCAGUCUGUCGUUUAAGUUGGCAAGGCCUGGUCUACCAAGAAAGCCAGUCUUGAAGAAAGCUGCAGAAAAAGCAAGAGGAUUGGACGAACAACUUGUGCAGGCCGCAAAAGAAGUAGCCUCUAGCCUUGGAGGUGACACAGAGAAAACAGAGUCUGAGCUCCUCAGCGAACUCCGCCUCCAUGCACAGGAAAAGCGGGAAGGGGGAGACUUGAAUGAAGAUAAAAGGCCAUCUAUGAGCGAGCUGUUUGUGGGUAUGAAGAUCGACCGCAAGAGCCGCAGACGGGAUGCCAGGUCACAGCGGGUGGAUGCGGCCGAAGAUGGUGACUUCCUGCGGGGCUCUCUUCCCCCAGGAACCAUUGACGCUCUCACACAAGCAGUUAGCCGAGAACGCAAAAGACGUACUCCGGCUUCAGGGACGCCAGAACAAAUUGAUCUCAAGGGAGCAGCUCGGCUGGACAUAUUCUCUGCAGACACGCAGGCAGAUGGAGAUGCACCAUGCUUGAGCACAUGGGACAAGCUACAAGCACGAGAACUCCACCUCCUUGUUGCACCACCACCUAAAAAUGCUUACGAAGAAAUGAUACUGUGGACAAAGCAGGGAAAAUUGUGGACAUUUCCCAUCAACAAUGAAGCUGGUCUGGACGAGGAAGCAAAGGUGGGCUUCCACGAGCAUGUUUUCCUCGAAAGCCUCAUAGAAGAUUUUCCUAAGAAAGGGCCAGUACGCCACUUCAUGGAACUGGUGACCACGGGGCUUUCGAAGAACCCUUAUAUUUCGGUGCAGAGGAAACGAGAACACAUAGAUUGGUUCAGAAACUACUUCAGGGAAAAAGAGGCUAUACUGAAGGCUGCUGGUGCUCUUCCACAGUGAGGGGCCCUCCUUUUCUGUCUGUGUGUUUGUGUGAAUCUUAGAAGUUCAAAGUUUCAUUAUUUGUAGUAAAAUCCUUCUUGGAGGCUAAACUUGCUUGUGCAGCA